UGCGAGUCGGCUCCUAGAGUACUUGAUAUCACUGCAGAGUUCAGUCGUCGCUCAUUCAGUCGGGUCCAGAUACACGUACUGUAAACUGCUGUCAGGGUGUCCACAGAAAUGGAUGCUCAUUUCCCUGUACUGAACAUGGGAGAGCCCUGUGUUCAGAUCUUUGAACAACCCAAACAAAGAGGCAUGCGCUUCAGGUAUAAGUGCGAAGGCCGUUCAGCGGGGAGUAUACCUGGAGAAAGAAGUUCUGACAAUAAUAGAACUUAUCCAAGCAUUCAGAUUCUCAACACCUGUGGAAGAGGAAAAGUGCGUGUGUCAUUGGUAACCAAAAAUGAGCCAUACAGACCACACCCACAUGACCUGGUGGGGAAAGACUGCAAGGAUGGAUAUUAUGAGGCAGAAUUUGGACCUGAACGCAGAGUUAUUGCCUUCCAGAACCUGGGCAUCCAAUGUGUAAGGAGAAGAGAGGUCAGGGAUGCCAUAAUGCAGAGAAUGAACCGAGGCCUCAACCCCUUCAAUGUUCCUAGGGAACAGCUCUUGCAGACGGAGGAAUACGACCUGAACGUGGUCCGUCUAUGUUUCCAGGUCUUUCUGCAAAAUGAGACUGGAUCCUACAGCAUUCCGCUGCCACCUGUCAUCUCCAAUCCCAUCUAUGACAACCGUGCCCCAAACACAGCUGAGCUGCGUAUCUGCCGUGUUAACAAAAACAGUGGCAGCGUGAAGGGUGGCGAUGAGAUCUUCCUGCUCUGUGACAAAGUCCAGAAAGAUGAUAUAGAAGUGCGCUUCUUCACCCAGACCUGGGAGGCCAGAGGCUCCUUCUCCCAGGCAGAUGUGCACAGGCAGGUGGCUAUCGUUUUCCGUACGCCUGCCUACUGCGACACCUCCAUCACAUCUCCUGUCACUGUGCACAUGCAGCUACGCCGCCCCACUGACCAGGAAGUGAGUGAACCCAUGGAGUUUAGGUACCUGCCUGAUGACAAAGAUCCAUAUGGCUGUCGAGAAAAGAAGCGAAAAAUUGAGAAUCUAAUGAAGUCCUUCCCCAGUUUCACGCCUAUGGGCAGAAAAGCAGUAUCUCAACCUCCUAUGAUGGGCCCAAGGAUUAAAAGUGAGCCAAAUUCCUAUGGAAAGCCCCCUCAUCAUGCUAUAAUGAGGCCAAAUCAACAAAUGAUGUACAACAAUACCUAUCAGCCCCAACGUAUGAUGCCAUCCACUUCAGCAUCUCCAGCUUCAGUAUCAUUCAAUCAAGGUCAAUGGGCUAUUCCUUCACUUCACUUCAGCCCAGCUAGCAGCAACCCUGGGGCCAGUAACGGAGUGGGUAUGUCACAGGUUAACCCAGUUAACCCAGCUCCCUCCCUAAGCACUACCGGGGAGAGUGGAAACAGCCUCCCCUUACUGAAUUCAGUGGAUCUGGAGUUUCUUGAAACUCAAGACCCUUCUGCCAGCCAGCCCCGGCAGGAGCAGCUGGAGCACAGUGUCCAGCAUUCACAGCAGCCUCUCCACAGGAAGGAAACCAUGCCUGCUGGCGAAAGCAUCUGGCAAAACUUUGAUCUCUCACAAGCAUCAGGAACACAAAAUGGGCCUGCAAACACAGGGCUGAUGGGGAUAAAUUACACAUAUUCAGAUAGUCAUGAUGGAAAUGAAAUGCUUCAUAGCCUAGUAGGCCCUCAGACAGGUCUUCAUUUAAAACAAGAGCCUCAAGGUCAAAGUACCUUGGCAAUGCUGGACCCUAACAACUCCAACCUCUUUGACUGCACACAAUCCUACCCCAUGCUCAACUAUCCAGCGACCAGCAGCAGCAAUCAGGAGGCCAUGAGACAUGCAGCCAGCAGUGGAGCCAGUGGGUCAGUACAGAGGAACACACAGAACCCAUCCUUCUCCCUCACCAGCAUGGUCCAAGAAGCCCACCUCGAUAGCCUCAACUGGCCCUACGGUCAAUUUGGUGGCGAAUAAGAGAAAAAUUCAGCACUGUUUUAAACUAUGGAUAAUAAUAUAUGUAUGUUGUUUUGAGAGUGAGUAACUGAAACUAUAUUUUUUAUUGUUUAAAUAGCUUUGCUGGAUGUUGUCUGGAAUAAUCUUUAGUCCUUACAGUUUAGUUGAGUCAAUGAUGAGGCACUGAGUUUAUGGUUAUAGCGGAUGAUACUGUAGCUGGAGCAGGUAACAUCUGAAUAAUUUCUGCAAUAAACAUUUACAGUAAGAAUUUAACAGUAAGCUUAUUGGGCCUCCAAAGCCCAAUAAGACACCACUGUCAUAUUAAAAAAGGCAGCAAUGUUUUCAAUGAAUAUGUACAUAGAUUUUGACAAAGAUAUUUAGGCAAUUCUGGAAAACCUGUCCAAACUUUCUUAAGUGUGAGAAAGUAAUUCUGUUCUCUGGAACUUGCAGGGAUCCUCAGACCCUGUGUAAUGGCUAUGUCAUAUUAAACACAAGUUCUAUCAUCCAAAGUUCUCAAAAUGCUGGGUUAAUCCUUCUCAAAACUAACUGAAGUUAUGCCUUUAGAACAUAAUGCUGAUAUUUUGUGCUUAUUUUUACAAAUAUUUACUGGAAAAGAUAAUUAUUUGUUGAUUGUGUUGUGUGUGUGCUUAUUUCUGCUUCAUAGUGAAAUCAAGAUGAUUUUUCUAUCUAUAGCAAUUUUUUUUGUUUUGUAUUUUUAUACAAUAAAAAUAUUAAAUAAUC
This is a messenger RNA of Pangasianodon hypophthalmus (striped catfish), 2667 nucleotides long. RefSeq names its product v-rel avian reticuloendotheliosis viral oncogene homolog (gene rel). Gene Ontology annotation, molecular function: DNA-binding transcription factor activity, RNA polymerase II-specific; RNA polymerase II cis-regulatory region sequence-specific DNA binding. Bases 109 to 1947 code for a protein of 612 amino acids. The record is from RefSeq and is a predicted model, not a curated record. Gene Ontology annotation, biological process: canonical NF-kappaB signal transduction; non-canonical NF-kappaB signal transduction; inflammatory response. Lineage: Eukaryota; Metazoa; Chordata; Actinopteri; Siluriformes; Pangasiidae. The transcript has 10 exons. Gene Ontology annotation, cellular component: cytoplasm.